Molecule: messenger RNA, 1112 nt
Organism: Globicephala melas (long-finned pilot whale)
Lineage: Eukaryota; Metazoa; Chordata; Mammalia; Artiodactyla; Delphinidae
Gene: NGDN
Product: neuroguidin
Biological process (GO): maturation of SSU-rRNA from tricistronic rRNA transcript (SSU-rRNA, 5.8S rRNA, LSU-rRNA)
Cellular component (GO): small-subunit processome; nucleolus
Source: RefSeq, a predicted model, not a curated record
GGCGGGCUUUGGGAAGAUGGCGGCGCCGGAGGUGCUGGAGUCAGACCUGCCAAAUGCCGUAGCACUUUUGAAAAACCUCCAGGAGCAGGUGAUGGCUGUCACUGCACAGGUGCAAGCUCUGACCAAAAAAGUUCAAGCUAAAGCCUAUCCUACAGAGAAGGGUCUCAGCCUUUUGGAAGUGAAAGAUCAGCUGUUGUUAAUGUACCUUAUGGAUCUGAGCCAUCUCAUUCUGGACAAAGCCUCAGGAGGGUCUCUUCAGGGACAUCCUGCAGUUUUGAGACUGGUGGAGAUUCGCACGGUUUUGGAAAAGCUUCGUCCUUUGGACCAAAAACUGAAGUAUCAAAUUGACAAACUGGUGAAGACGGCAGUGACAGGCAGCCUCAGUGAGAGUGACCCACUCCGUUUUAAGCCUCAUCCCAGCAAUAUGAUGAGCAAGUUGAGCUCUGAGGAUGAGGAGGAAGAUGAAGCAGAGGAAGGCCAGUCUGGGGCUUCAGGGAAGAAAUCUGGAAAAGGGACAGCUAAGAAGUAUGUUCCACCACGCUUGGUUCCAGUGCAUUACGAUGAAACAGAAGCUGAGCGGGAGAAGAAGCGCCUAGAACGAGCCAAGAGACGGGCAUUGAGCAGUUCUGUCAUUCGUGAACUAAAGGAGCAGUACUCAGAUGCUCCAGAGGAAAUCCGUGAUGCUCGGCAUCCUCAUGUUACUCGGCAGAGCCAGGAGGAUCAGCACAGGAUUAACUAUGAGGAGAGCAUGAUGGUGCGUUUAAGUGUCAGUAAGCGGGAGAAAGGACGGCGAAAACGAGCAAAUGUCAUGAGCUCACAAAUUCAUUCCCUCACGCACUUCAGUGACAUCAGUGCUUUGACAGGAGGAACCCCUCAUCUUGAUGAGGAUCAGAAUUCUACUAAGAAGCGGAAGAAGAUACCUAAGAAAGGUCAGAAGAAAAAAGGUUUUCGGAGGCGGCGGUGAUUAUGGGUGUACAUAUUUAAUUUAUUUUUUGUCAUCCUGGGAUACUUCUAAUUUCACUGUAUGUAGGUUUUUUCCUCGGAAUUAAUUAUUUGCUCUGGACAUGUGGAAAGAUCUUUAUUAAUAAAAUUGAUUUUACUUAUGAAUUGAA